This is a messenger RNA of Anneissia japonica, 5009 nucleotides long. RefSeq lists its product as uncharacterized. Lineage: Eukaryota; Metazoa; Echinodermata; Crinoidea; Comatulida; Comatulidae. Gene Ontology annotation, molecular function: ATP hydrolysis activity; single-stranded DNA binding. Gene Ontology annotation, cellular component: condensed nuclear chromosome. The record is from RefSeq and is a predicted model, not a curated record. The transcript is spliced from 23 exons. Gene Ontology annotation, biological process: resolution of meiotic recombination intermediates. The coding region runs from base 1 to 4920 and encodes 1639 amino acids.
AUGUACCCCUGUGCCCCUACUGGAUCCGCCCCUGGAGUGUUGCAGCUGGUAAUCAGUGCAGAAUCAGGCAACUCCACCAGAUACCCAUUUAUACUCCUGGGUGAUGAAGAAAAGGACACAAGUGAAAUGAAUAGCGAGGGAUUGAAACCACGACCUCUAGGUUUAGAAGUCAAACCAGUUUUACUGCACCAAACCGCAGCCAAAUCACAGCCUAUUACACUACUGGUUCAUAAUUUAAGGCGAUCUCUCGUGAGCCGGUGUUUGAUGACAUUUCCUGCAAAGCUGCAAUGUAAUGAGACAUACCCACAUAAUGGAACACUGGAAGAUUACACAUACAGAACACCUUGGCAAAGAGCUACUGUGAAGGACCAUGAUCAGAUUGAGUUGCCUUUAGCCGACCAGAUUAUGUUGUUAGACAUCAGUAAGGCAAACAUUCUUGAACCUAUGACAGGGAUGUUAAGGAAUAAUGGCGGUGCGAAUAAUUGUGAAACCUACCUACAUGAUGUAAUUCCUAGUUCAAAUCCAGAUUCACCUCCAGUGUGUUGUGAAGAUUUGUUGCACAUUCGACAAAGACUCCAUGCAGCAUCAGAGGAAACACUUAAUAUUGGAAAUAGUGGAGAUAAGCACAUGUAUAUAGAGGCUCCAUUGGCUCCAACAAUUAGGAAUUCAAUACCAAGAAUUGAGAGUCUUGCAACAUGCUUGGCAGCCAUUGUUGUCCAAGAUCCAUUCAUCCAACAAGAUGGCAAGGAAAUAACAGAGGAACAUAUUUUCAGAAAUGAAAGACUGUAUAAUAUCAACAAACACAUGGAUGGUCUUUGGCAAGACAAUUUAUGCUAUGAACAAUUUGAAUCGCACCCACAAAGUAUUGAACAACAAUUCCUUGAGGAGACCCAGGUUAUGAAUGAUCUCCAGGAAACACCAGAUGAUGUCAAAGAGAAUCUGACAACAGAAGAUCUAUCAGGCGUGACAGAUUUGGAUGAUGACAUGAGCAAACUCGGAGUAACACAGCAAACACUCAGUGAGAAUUAUGACACAGGUCAACAGCAUAUGGUGUCAAGGACACCAGAGGAAAUUUUCAUCCUCAUAAACGAGUCCAGCAAACAUCAACAGAGGAAAUACCUUCAUGAAGAUGCUGUUCUUGAAUCCCCAUCCCAGAGUGAUACCACCCAGAUGCCAACCAGUCAUCAAGAAAUGAUGGAAGCACUAGAAAAAGAAAUAUUGUCACCAUUCCAGUUCCCGGUAUUGAUGUCACCACAAAGAAUGGAAAAACUGAGCCAAGUGAUGUGGACCAGAGAGAAGUUUUUUAAAGACAUCGCAUCACUGAUUAUAAAAGUACCUGUCACCGACCAACUAGUGCUUACAAACUUAAUUGACGAAGCUAAGUUAUUACUGAAUGCAAGAAACGAGCAGUGCAGUGGGGACUUGGAGCUGAGUUUAACAUGGGAUCCCAUUGCUUUGUCAAGCCUUGAAGUUGUGGAUAGGAAUUUUUCGCCAGAAUCAUUUGGCAGUAAACCAGACACCGAUAUCAAACCACUGUCGGUUGUUGAAGAAUUCUUUCCUUUGGAAUACACUGAAGAUUUUACCUCACCCAAGAUUACAUACAACGACGAGCAUUUAGAGCGGAAUCCAAAAUGUACUACAAAAAGAACAGAUCUUAAGGACCACAUGCUAAUUGAAGACCAAAUGGAUCAUCUUAUGAUGCCAAUAUCAGGAAUCAUUAAGAAUGAUAAUCUUUCAAGUGCUGAUUCAAUCGUAAAUAAAAAGGAAGAAAGUGAAGAAGAAAUGCAAACCAAUGAGCUGUCAAAACAAUGGAAUGAAAAUGAAAAACUAGAAGUUGAUGGUGAAUCGCUUGAAAUGAAGAAAAACUGGAAUGAGAAAGCAUAUGAUAUGGAAAAACAAAAAAAUAAUGAAAAUGAAAUGCUAGAACUUACAAACAUGGAAAAACAACAGAAUGAAAAGGAACUUGUUAUGGAAAAUCAAUGGAAUGAACACAAAAAGCUAGGAUGUAAUAUGGAAAAAGAAUGGAAUGAAAAUUCACUUGAAGUGGAAAAACAACAAAACGAAAAAGAAAAACUUGCACUUGUAAAAUCAGAUAAACAAAUCAAAAGACAAAAAAUAUUGCAUGAAGAAAUAAUCGAAAAAUCCGUCUUGCCCUUUACUGGCAAUCCAGUUGAAGAUUUUUACAUGAUAAGAAAAGGUAGAAAAAUUGGUACAGCAAAUGUGAAGAAAAGUGGAAAAAUGUUUGAAAUUGUAGAGACAAAGAUUGAGGCAAAAAGCAGGGAAAUGUUGGAAAAUAUGGAGAUGAGAUCAUGUACAGUACCAGAAGAAGUGCAUAGAAAUACAGAGGACAAAGGUCAGGAGAAUACAUGUUCAUGCACUCCAAAAAAAACACGCAAGGAUGAAAAUCCUACUAAGGAAAGACAAAAGAAGACGAAAAUCAAAAUCAUAGAAAUCAGUCUUCCAGAGUCCUACCAAGAAAUAAUGAAUAUGAUUCAGAUGUAUGCACAUCCUAUAAUAAUGUCCUUGAAGGAAGGAGGCCACCUUGAUGAAGGUGUGACAUUCUACACUCUAAAACCAAUCACUACACGUUUCAUGCUUAAACAGAAACAUCUACUACAGCAUAAAAAUAAACAUGAGUACAAGUUAACUGUUCUACUCCAUGCUUUGGUUUCUUCUGCUGGCCUGUUAUAUCACUGUGAUCUUGCUACAGCAUGCCUUCACCUCAGAGCUCUUAAAGAGAAAUACAAACACAUCAUUCAUGAUGAGCUGUGCCAUCUGACACAGAGCAUGAUUAUUACAUUGCACAGACUUGAUAAGGAGCAUGUCCAGUCUCCCAAGAUCACAGAGCUGGUGGUACAGCUCCAGAACUGGUACACUCGCAAGAUAACUAAGGAAGGAAGUGAUCUGGAGCCAAAGAUACUGGUUAUUGUGUCAUAUGAUGCCCCCAGCUUGGUCAACUCUAUCUGCAGAGCUAUUGGUUCUUUAACAUGUUUUGUAUGCAAAGACAUGCAACAAGCUAGUAGCAGCUAUAGUAAUAUAUCAUCUCAACUAGACCACUGCAACUGCCUGGUAUUAAAGGAGAUGCAGAUCAGCGACGACUUCCCCUGGGCUCAUUUCUCCCUCAUUGUUGAAUACGAGGACCAACACCAAUCGCCUUGGAAACAGAUGUGUCUGAGACAGAAUAUAAGAUAUAUUGCUCUUAAGAUUAGGUGGCCAUCUGAUAAUUUGUCUGAACGUCACAAUGCACAACCCACAAAACCACUGGAGGAGGCAAAGGAUGUGGUACACACAAUCAUAGGCUCAAGUACUGUUACUUCAAACCAUGAGCUUCUACACCUUCUAGAAGCAAGAUUUAACAUUCAAGUUCUGGAACGAGAUUACCUCAAACAAUCUUCCUCCAUCUGCCAGCCAUUCCCAGACAUCGUCAUCAAUGAAACAACCUGUAUUGUUCUGCUUCCAGUAAAGCAGUUGACCGAAUCUAAUGCUGCUGAGUCUGUUAUCAACAGGAUAGCUGGACUAAGCCUCCAGUGUUGCCAUUGUACUGUUCUUGUAUGCAACAAUGAUGCAUCAACAAGCUACACUUAUUCAGGCCACACUGUUAAUAACCUAGCUCGUCUCCAUGCAGUAACCUCCCAGUAUUCACCGUCAGCAAUGGAUUAUGAAGUCAAGGUAUUAUAUUGUUACGGUAAUGAACAAACAGCCAAGAUAGUGAGGUCAAUAUCAGAUGCUUCGAUGGAAAGCAGUUCAAUAUGGAACACGUCAGAGAAUUGGUUAUCUGAGACGAUGAGCAAGCAGGAAAAAUUUCUUCUUUCAUUACCUUGUUUCAACUCCAUCAGUGCUCAGAAAAUUCUGUUCUCCCAUUGUCUUAAGAGCAUCUUCAAGAUGACAUUACCAUCCAUGAUUGAAGUCUUUCAUUGGUUACCAACGAAAGUCCUUGAGGUGCUACAUUCAAUUUUGCAUUGCGAUGAAGAUAAGAAACCGAACUUAGAACUCUCAAUAAAACAGACCAUUCCAUUUACUGACACAACUUUUACUGAAGAAACAGUAACAGAUAGAAGAGGAGGCAUUACACCAACUCAUGCCAGCAAAUUUUCUACUGUCAACACAGAGGUAAAAAUGGAGCCUCACCACACAUCUUAUGAAUAUUCAACUUCAAAAAACCAGUUCAAUGCCAGAUAUGGCAUGUUUGCAUCACCAGGUAAUCAAAGCACAACUAAAAAGGAAUUCACAAAUAAUAUUUUAGAUUCUAACAUUUUUCCACACAAGCAACCUAGUAAAAAGCACCAUCUUGACUCGGAGUCAAUUCAAGACCGGUACUAUUCAAUCCCAACAGCAAGAGAUCAUUGGAACUUUCCAUCUAGGAUGAUGAUGAAUCCAACCAAUGAUCUACAAACAUUCAACGAUCCAGUCUUCGAUACCUGCAAUGUUGGCAGUGUAACAUAUGAACAGGUCAACUAUCAUGGGUCUUGGAACAAUCUUGUUAACUGCGGCCCGAAUUCCAAAUCAUUUCACCAACCAAAAUUCAAUGACCUGUAUGAAGAUGAAUUUGGAAUAGGCAGUCAGUACUCAAAUAAGUAUUUGAAGUUAAAUGAUGGCGAGAAAGUGGCGUGUCACCAACAUUAUGAUAACAGCAUGGUCACUGAGAAUGAUAGGUCGGACCAGAAAUGCAUGAUGUACAACCUACCUUAUGGAAGCCAUGAAAAAUGGAAGCUGGAAACCAGUACGAUGAACAUAUUGAGUAGUCAAUCUGGCCAGAGGCAACAUCUUAAGCAGGAAGAUGGCAAAUGGAGUAAUUUGAUUGGAGAGCAGUUGGAUACAGAUUUUGAGUGGCCUUUGAAAGCGGAGAGAUACGCCAAUACAGGGUUGGACUGGCUAGGGCAGGAUUUACCACUUACAUCUAGAGGAGGUAAGGAGAACUGAGGCUUAAACCCCACCAGUUAAUUCAAAAAUACUACAAAGUAUUUUUAUCAGUAUCUAUAAUGUUAUAUUAACAUAUCAGCAUACAUCUG